AUGAUGCCAAAAAAUCACACCUUCCAGGCUAAAUCUUCGGACUCAGCUUCACCAUCGAAACAUUUCUUCAGUAACAUAUUCGCCCCAAUCAUUUGCAAUCCAGUGACCAGGAUCAUAAUUAUUGUCGUCUAUGGGGUGUACGUGCUGUUGGCAUUUUACGGAUGUUCGCAGUUGGAGCCGAACUUGACACCGUCUCGUCUGGUGGUCGACGACUCUCCUAUAGUGCAUUAUCUACACCUGGCAGAAAACAAAAUAUGGGCAGAAGGUCUUAUUGGUAGAGUCUACGUGAACAGAGCUCCAGACAUUAAAAAUCCUCGUGAGGUUGAGCGAAUGCUAAAUCUUGUCCUCGAUCUCGAAAGUACACCAUAUUCAAUGGGUUCUAAUUCAACCUCAUUCUGGUUGAAGGAAUUUCAAUAG
Messenger RNA from Cooperia oncophora, 417 nucleotides. The record is from the annotation of a GenBank genome assembly. Lineage: Eukaryota; Metazoa; Nematoda; Chromadorea; Rhabditida; Trichostrongylidae.